Messenger RNA from Anopheles moucheti, 6473 nucleotides. RefSeq names its product TBC1 domain family member 4 (gene plx). NCBI's taxonomy places the organism in Eukaryota, Metazoa, Arthropoda, Insecta, Diptera, Culicidae. The transcript is spliced from 10 exons. The record is from RefSeq and is a predicted model, not a curated record. Bases 1 to 4326 code for a protein of 1441 amino acids.
AUGAAGACUCGCCUGACGACGCUUACAUGGCGUGGAUCCGCAUCGGUCGAUCCACGGUUUUCGGCCGCAAUGCUACCGUGGUCCAUCGCCGACAUUAGAAACCACGAAAGUUAUGUAACGCUAUCGGUCGGUGUUGAGGACGGCGUGCUGGCAGCAUACAACACGGACUUUGAGCUACAGUUCGAGCACAAGCUGAAAUACAUCCUCGGCUACUGCAGAGUGAUCGUGAAGCAGGAAAAGGGCAAAAAGAAUUCCGACUUUCUUAUACCGAAAGCGGCCAGCACACGACCACAGCCGAUCACGGUCGGCAACGACAAUGUGGCGGAAAUUUUUGGGCCCGAGUUUGGGUUGGUGUAUCUGCUCAAAAAUCCCCAGGAUCCACUGCUACACAUACACUUUUACGAGUGUGAAAAGUAUGAACAGAUGGCCGAACUGAUACAGCAGAUGCGUGAUCCGGCCACGAUCGGUGGUGGUUCGGUCGGCAGCAUACCGCAGAGCAUCGUCUCCUCCAGUGCGAAUCCGAACGACCUCCAGAAGGCGCUCCGCAACCAGGGCAUCCAUUCGACGCCGGCCUCGAAUCUGAAGCUUUCGGAGCAGAUGCGGCACGCACAGCACGACAGCAGCCCCACGCUGGCGUACCAUCUGCCGGCACAGCAGCAGCAGUACCCGCACCAGAACGGUGGUCCGAACCGGUUGGCCACAUCGAAAAGCUACUCCGGUGGGUUAAACCAUUCGACCGGCGGUGUGAACGGUCCGACCAGCAGUAGCAGCAUCUCGUCCAGCCUCUCCUCGCUGCCGGACAUAUCGGCGAACAACUCGCAGUUCUUCGAGGUGCUGUACGUCGGCAAGAUCAAGGUGUCACACAAGCGGGUACCGUGCACCUUCAUCGAUGACGCGCUGCCCAAGUUCAAGGCGUACGAUGCGGAGAAGCUGCGCCAGCAGCAGGAAGCCACACGAAAGCAAAGCACACCCGUCGCUGAGGAAUCGGAAGGUGAAACGCGGCGCCAUGAGUCCGAUAAUAGAGGCGCGGAGUCCACACCGCCAGCACCGGACGAUCCACCCGAAGUCUUCCAGGGUCGCCGUGUCAGCACGUUCGAUAUACCGACGAAGAAAAUCGCGAAUGGUACCGUGGGAGAAGACAGUGCGUCCGGCAGUGGUAAAGAACAGCUUACGGUAGAGGACAACUGCACCGUAAAGGUGCAGCAACAGAAGGAACAAGAGCAGGAACAACCGCAUCAGACAGCAUCUGCUGCAGCAACAUCCAGCACAGAGCGUGUUUCCAGCAAAGAAACAAAGUCACCAACGGCUCAAGAUGAGGAGGCCCCAGUUCGACGUGAUCGUUCAGCUUCCAUCGGAUCGAUACCGGUGGUCGAGCAGAACCGCACGAUGGUGUUCCUGAUCGGGCAAACAGAUCUGCGCCUGAUCAGCCCCGAUCGGAAGCAGGUACUGCUGCACAAAGCGUUCCGCGAUGUGGCCAGCUGCGUACACGGCCACAAAAAUGCCGACCACUUCGGUAUUAUCUGCCGGGAUGUGAACAACGACGGUUACAUCGGGUACGUGUUCAAGUGCCAGUCGGAACAGGUCGCCGCUGACAUCGUGCUGGCAAUCUCGCUAGCCUUCACGGCCUGCUCCGAGCAGAAGCAGAAGGACAAGGCAGCGGCCCAGAUAUUCUCCUGCGAGCACUGUCCGAUGCUCUGGUACCACAAGCUGUGCACCGAUACCGAGGGUCAUAGCGACAAGAAGACGCAGUACAUGAUCUUCAAGCGCAUCGACACCACGCUCACCGAGGACGAGCAGCGGCUGCUGAUGGAGAAGUACCACGGGGCGGAGGAGGCGGCCGGUAGCAGCUUGGGCGAGCAGAAUCAAUUUCUGAUGAUGCUGCUGCGGGCCCACUGUGAGUCGAAGCAGCAGCGGCACGUACACGAUACGGUCGAACACAGGGCCGAGUUCUUGAAUCAGUAUCUUGGCGGCAGUGGUAUCUUCAUGAAGGCGAAACGGUCGCUUACUAGCUCGUUUGAUCAUCUGCUGAAAAGACGCACCAGCAGGGACGAUUUCGUGGCGGGAAGCUUGAAGGAUUCGAGCUCGACCGGUGAGCUGAAGGAUGGCAGUUUUGAGCCGGUUACACGCGCCCGGGCCUCGACGAUCGGGUCCAGCCCGUCGAUGGGACGCAAGAAUUCCGACCUCGGCAACGGGACCACGCCACAGCUGAAGUCACCCAUGAUGGAUAUCUUCAUCAAGGUGGGCAACAACCCGAGAGAUCAUAGCCAUGCCGGGUCAUGGCGGCAGGCGAUGCUGCAUCGUGUGGUGACACCGUCGAAGAACAUGAAGAGUGGCCCCGAGGAAUACAUGUCACCAUUGCGCACUACCGGCACACCGGCAAAGAAGCGCACCCGGGAAGAGUUGCGGGAGCUUUGGCGCGUUGGCAUCAAGCAAACCAUCAUCCUGAACCGCAUGGAUAAGGAGAAUGCCCAUCUGCAGGCACGCCAGAAUGCGAUCAAAUCUAACGAGAUACGCCGCGUGAAGCUGGAGUACGAUGAGAUUACGGUUUGCGACAAACGGUCUGCCGAGCAGUGGGAUGCACUGUUGGAUAAUAGCACACCGGGUGCAAUAACUCCCGCCAAUCAGGCACUGCUGUACCAGACGAUGAGGAAUGGUGUGCCACGAUCGCGGCGCGGUGAGAUCUGGAUGUAUCUGGCGGAGCAGUAUGCGUACCAUCAUCCAGAACCGAUCGAUACUACCAACUUCCCGAACUUUAACACACCGUACCAUGUGCUGCUGAAGAAUUUGACCGAACACCAGCACGCCAUCUUUAUUGAUUUAGGUCGUACAUUCCCGGAUCACAAGUACUACAAGGACGCGCUUGGAGUUGGACAACUUUCGCUGUUUAAUCUGCUGAAGGCAUACUCCAUUCUCGAUCCGGAGCUGGGUUACUGUCAGGGGUUAGGGUUUAUUUGCGCCGUUUUGUUGCUGCACCUUGAAGAAGCCGACGCAUUCGAGCUGCUUAAGCAUCUGAUGUUCCGAAGGGAAAUGCGCGCCAAAUAUCUGCCGGACAUGAAACAGUUUCAGCUGCAGCUGUACCAGCUGUCCCGGCUACUUAAGGACCACAUACCGGAGCUGUACGAUUGGUUCGAUCAGCAUGACAUUUCGCAAACCCUGUACGCGGCACCCUGGAUACUGACCGUGUUCAGCUCACACUUUCCGCUCGGGUUCGUUGUGCGCGUGUUCGAUCUGCUGUUUCUCGAAUCGUUCGACGUGUUCUUCCGGUGUGCGAUCGCACUGCUGGAGGCGCACAAGGAGCAGCUGAUGCAGCGUGACAACUUCGAGGACAUCAUGAGCUACCUGAAGAACAUCAUUCCCAAGAUCGAUGCCGAUGUGAUGGAGAAGGUUUUUCGGGAUGUGUUCCGGUGCGAUUUCUCGCGUCAGCUGAUCGAAUACCAGGUCGAAUAUAAUGUGCUGCAGGAAGAGAUGUCGUCCCAGAACUACUACCGGGAAAGCCACAACCGGCUGAAGGCGGAACACCAGCAGCUCAACACGCAGCUCCAGUUCACGCAGUCCAACCUGAUGCAGCUGGAAAGCACGCGCCUGCUGCACCAGGAACAGAUCCAUUCGCUGCAGACGCAGGUGCAAACGCUCGAAAACACCGUCCACACGCUCGUGCGGUUCAUCGAGCAAACGGUUGACGUGCGUUCGGACUUUGUGCUGCCGAACGACGUGUGUCGCAUUAUGCAGCAGGUCCAGGAACUCCAGCAGCAGCAGCAGCAAAAGAAGCGCUCGCCAAUAUUCGUCGAUCGUAAGAUUGGCAAAUCGAUCUCGUUCAACAGCAACCUUGGCCUGACGCUUAACGUGCUGGAAGAAGCGAACGAACCGGACGGCCCGGGAACGCCGACGAAGAAAAGGCAUCCCUACUUCCAGAACUCGUUCAACCAGAUGCGCCAGCAGCGGGACAGUCUGUGGCUGCACAAGCUCGACGAAUGCAACAGCACCAGUCCCGAGCAUGGGGCGGGCAACGGCACCGCCAGCACAUCCCAGUCAUCGGCCAGCAUCAAGGCACUGUCCGGCAACAGUGAUGACAGUGGUAUAGCGACACCGAUAAGCCCCCAGCUGCACGCACCGUCGACGACGCCGAUGGUGGCGGAAAGUCGACCACUGGUCCCGUUCGAAAACCAUCCACUCAGCAGCUGUGGUGAUGUGGCGGUACAGUACAACGGCACAACGCAGCUAAAGUCGCUGAAACCGCGUGCGCAAUCACGCCACGGUUCCGUCUCGUCGAUCGUCAGCGAAACGAGCAACGAACCACGGCCCCAAGUCGCGACGGAUCGAAGUUAACGGGGUUCGCGCGUUACACUAAUCGGACCCAUCCGGACGUUACAUCACGUAGUAUAAGGUGGGGUGAGAGCCUGCGGCGAGGGCCAGGAAACAGACGCGACAGACAUGCCAGACGACGGGUGCAACAGAUGUGUGUUCAACGUCUACGUUCUUCCAUCACCCGGGAUGUUUUACGAACAUUCGCGCACCAAACACACCGAACAAUCUACUCGCGGUGUCCUCCGCCGGCUCCCACACACACACGAAGACAGUUUAUUUCGUAAUCGUGAUUACGCCUGCUUGCUCCCUAGCUGGAGCAGCAGCCGCAAGUGUUAGAAAUCAAAAUCUAUUCCCCUUUCAACAGCACAUUAUGCGCCUGCAAACAAUGCGUGCAGGUCGAAGGAUGUGGAAGAGCAGCAAGUGUUCUCGUUGGAGAACUGGAAUAGGCAAUAAUCACCCACUGCUUGGAGAGGCUCCACCUUGGCAGCUGUUUACUCUCGAUGCUUUCCUUUCGGAUAUUAUCUUCCGGUAGGCCGAAGAAGCAAGUGGUUUAUAGGUAACAAACACAGAAGGAUCCCAAACACCAUCCUUCCGGAUAUAGCAGAAACAUAAGAGGAGAUAUUAAGGAUACACCCCAAACCAUUACCUACUAUUGAUCGCUUUUGUGCAAAACAGUAACGCAAACACGAGAAGAAGUCAGCUUGGAACGAGAAGAAACCAAAAACACAUCUACAAAACACAGAAACCAAACCCAACGCCAGUAAAAUGCUUCGUACAAUUUGUGAGUGUGAAAUGUAGUUUGUAGUAGCCUAGGGAUGAUCUGUAGAACCGUAACUGUGUGCUGCUAUGCUAGCUACUGUUGUUAUUUUUUAUUUUUUUUAUUCCAUUCUUUGCUAGAUCAGGUCAAGCAGGAUAUGUACCACACAACUGUUGUGGCAUUGAAUCGGCUGGAUCAGCCGAAAGGGUAUAGUGAGAUGGGGCGGAUUUGUACUUAGGGAGGGAAACAAUGGCGUCAUAGCGUUGCUGGUGUAUAUUUUUGGGUAAUAGAUUUAGAUUGCUGCUGCCCGAGCAGAUUAACCGAUACUCGAUGCAGGACUUGAUUUUGACCCCCUCGCUAAAACCCACGGGAAAUUCAAUCGUUGAAGCAUAUUAAUUAUAAUUAGGGUCAACAAAAGAAGCGUACUCACAACAACACCAAACAGAAAAAUCCUACGUUCCAGUAGUUCACGGAUUUAGAUUAACAUUUCUUCUUCUACUUUUUCUUGCUCUGUGUCCCUUUUUGGGGUUUCACAAAACACUCUCCACUUUGUCACCACCACCUACUUCACACCAGCUACAGUUAUAAAUAUGAUUUAACUGUACGAUUUUACCGACCAAUGAAGGGCUUGCUAAAAAAUGAUUCAAAUUCAAAUCCACCAUGUGGAAAGAGGUGAUAAAUUUAAACAGACUCGUCACAAACGCACGCACAUAUGGCGUUCGAACGAUGGAGUUGUUAUAACAAAUUGGCUUGCCUUGCAGCACCGCUUACACAUUCGCUUAAGCUAAUAAUCGAUCGGGUUGCGCUGGAGAAAGUUAACACAUCACCCAACUACAAUAUUGACUCACGUGCAGCUGUAAAGAAGCCACCGGUUCGCUACGCUUGAGAUCACUGUAUGAUCUUUGCAGCAUUCGUUUUUUAGCGAACAGUGUUGGGGGGUUUUUUCCGGUUCUUUUGUAACCAUACUCGGGCUUUUGAGGGUAAUUUCCAGCCAGCCUUAUUAUGUGGCGGGGGAGCAUGAAUGCUUGCUCCUCGAUACUUCUCGUAUCCGUUUCAAUUGUAAAUACUGUAUCGUUUUAGAACAAAAUGGGUGUACCGGAUCAGUUCUUGCCGUAUAGAUUAGUUGCGUUGUUGUUCUGUUGUUCUGCUUUUAGUUGUUACAUUAGUUUAAAACAUACCAGCUUUCGUUAACGUGAUUCGGUUUGUUUCCUCAUUUUACGCGGACUAGGACACACACACACAAAAGAAAAACAAAUAGCUAAUAUAUCUCUAUCUACGCUUCGGUGAUACAACAAAAAAAGGUAACAAGGAAACCAAUUAGACACAUAUAUGUAUAACACCACAACCACACUACGGCUGCAUUAUAAUUAAGCAUCUGUAAGAGGUAUGACAAAUCGCGAAAGAAAAUAAA